CGUAUGCUUCCGCCCCCUCUUCAUUUUUGUUUAGCUUUUUUUUCCGUCUUUGAAAGACACAAACUAAACGGCUUCGCCUGUAAUUUAAAUUCAAGGACUGAGCCAAUACAGACACAUCGUGCUGUCCUCUAAAGGCAGCGGAUCGUGUCCCCUAUCGCCAUUUUGAGCCGCCAGACGGCUCGGUGUAAUAAUGGACACCGACUACUCCUCCGGUUUAGAAAACCCGCUGUACAGCGAGCUGAAAUACUUCUGUAGGAAGAUACAUGAGGCUUACAACGAUCUGAAGGAGGACCUGACACCUUACCGAGAUGAUCGCUUUUACAGACUGGCCCCUAUGCGGCUCUAUACCCUGUCUAAAAGGCAUUUUGUCCUGGUCUUCGUGGCGUUCCUCAUCUGCUUCGGCCUCACAGUAUUCAUUGGAAUUGCAGGCCCUAGGACUAUUUCUGAGCAAGAGCAUAGUGCUGAUCAGUUACUUGUAAAAAAUGCAUCAGUUAAGACUGGGCCCUUCACUCUGCUUUCGUCUCCCCUAACCACCUACAACCAGCAGUUAUGGCUCAUCUGUGUCAUGCAGGUUGAAAACAGCAAUAUGAGAGACUUCCAGCAGCCUUUUGAGAUCAACGUUGAGCUAAAGGGGGUGAUGCAGGAUGCCAGUGUAAUACACAUCAGCAAUGUGCACCAGAAAUCACGAAAGCUUCACUGCGGGGCUAAAUGUGAUGAGAUCAUAGUGCUCCAUCUGGGCUAUCUGAACUACACCCAGUACCAGGUCAUGGUCAGCUUCAAGGGCCUUGAAAAUAUUACAUAUGAAAUCAAGGUCAAGUUUGUGUGGAAAACCUACAAUCCCACAUUCUCACAAGUGGAAAUCUGGUUCCGCUUCGUCUUUGUGGUGCUGACCUUUGUGGUGACGUGCAUGUUUGCACACUCACUGAGGAAGUUUUCUAUGAGGGACUGGGGCAUAGAACAAAAAUGGAUGUCUAUCCUCCUCCCAUUACUGCUGCUCUACAAUGAUCCAUUCUUCCCACUGUCAUUCCUGGUGAACAACUGGUUUCCUGGAACAUUGGAUGCUUUCUUUCAGGCUCUCUUCCUGUGUGCUCUGCUGCUCUUCUGGCUCUGUGUUUACCACAGCAUCAGGGUUCAGGGUGAGAGGAAAUGCCUGACAUUCUACCUGCCUAAGCUGAUCAUUGUAGGUCUCCUGUGGCUCUCAGCAGUUACACUGGGCAUAUGGCAAACUGUCAAUGAACUCCAGGAUCCCACCUAUCAAUAUAAAGUGGAUAUAGUGAAUUUUCAGGGUAUGAAGAUCUUCUUCCUGAUUGUAGUUGCCCUUUACAUCCUCUACCUGAUUUUCCUGAUUGUCAGAGCUUGCUCUGAACUCAAGAACAUGCCUUACUCAGAUCUCCGACUGAAGUUUUUGACAGCGCUGACAUUUGUCGUCCUUGUCAUAAGCAUGGUCAUUCUCUACCUGAGGUUUGGUGCCAAGGCUCUUCAAGACAAUUUUGUGGCAGAAUUGUCCACUCAUUACCAAAACUCAGCUGAAUUUUUAUCCUUCUAUGGCCUACUCAACUUUUACUUGUAUACAUUAGCAUUUGUCUAUUCCCCUGCCAAAAAUGCUCUCUAUGAUUCCCAGUUGAAGGAUAAUCCUGCUUUCUCCAUGCUGAAUGACUCAGAUGAUGAAGUAAUAUACGGAAGUGAUUACGAAGACAUGCCUUUACAAAAUGGACACGCUAUCAAAGCAACCACCAAAUACCAGGAUGAGAGUGAUAGUGACUGAUGGGUCUGCCCCUCUUCAGUCUCUCUGUUGGAAACCAUGAGAAUGCAUUACAACAGACUAUCAUGUUUAUGUGUAAAUAAGGAGGCUUUGCAUUGGUAAGAUGACAUGAUAUACUGCAAGUACACAAAUUUAUUUUUAAAAAAAUAUAAACUGUCUUCUGAAUGUACUGUAAUUUUACUUAAGGUUGAGGCAUGUAGCCACUCACUCUUUUCUUGAAUAUGUUUUACAGUGUCAUUGGAAACAAACCGAUAUAAAACGAUACAAUUUUACCAACUUGUAAAGAUUUUUCCUCAUAACAGCCUUUCUUCACAUCAUUGGGAAGAGUGCUAGUACUAACUGGGGAUUUUUGUGCCAAAUCAGUGGUAUUUUUUAAUGGCUUGUGCUGAACCACUGUUGUCUCCUUAAACUUGUAUUGUGUUUUUGCCAUUCCUUUAUGCUCUUUGUCAUUUUGAGAAUAAUGCACUUAUGUGGCCAAAACUGAGUAACAUGACACUGGUGGUAGAAAGCAGACGAAGCUCAUGCUGCCACGGCUCACCAGCACUGUCAUGAUUCUUGUAUGGGGAAUUUAAGUGCCUAAAAAGUGUUGGCUGAUGACAAAUCCCCUUGGUCUUCAGACAUAUUCAGAGAGAGCCUUAACUGGAGCAGCUACCAGUGAUCUCUUACCACUCCUCUGACCAGUUCUUCCUUUGUAAAUGGACCUGUUUGAGAAAUGUAUUUAUUUUGCUUAAAGGUUACAACAUUUCAUACUGUAUUACCUGAUGAGCUGGAAGGGUGGAUUUUGAUGAACCGCAUGGGUAUUAGAUGACUAUUUUAAUGGACUACUGAUCUGUUACAUCAAAACAUUUAUUUUCUCAGCUCAUUCAGUAGUUAUACCGUACCACUGGCCAAACCUAUGUUGACUAUAUUAUUUUAUGUAAUUGCUUUUUUUUUUCUGCAAACCCUUCUAUACUGCCGACAGUGUGAGACCUGCUGUCCUUCACUUUGUAAAACUGGAGCAAAACAUGUUUCAGUUCUUUACAAAUAAUCUCUAAUGAAGAUGGUGCCUUGUCUUUACAUCACUUUUCUUCUAAAUGGGCUGCAGUCUGAAAUUGUAAAUGCUGUCACAUAGAUGAACAUGUACUAUUCUUUCAGUGUGAAUGUAACUUAUGUUGGUUCAAGGUGGUUAAAUGAGGGUGUUGAAGGUACCUGCAAUUUUUGUUGCUUCAUGAGAUAAAAGCUGUGCAUGUAGCGUACUGUCACACCAUGUAAAUAAAGCAAAGUACACUACAUACAGUUUUACAUGUU
This is a messenger RNA of Monopterus albus (swamp eel), 3049 nucleotides long. RefSeq names its product transmembrane protein 181 (gene tmem181). Bases 191 to 1765 code for a protein of 524 amino acids. Gene Ontology annotation, molecular function: toxic substance binding. The record is from RefSeq and is a predicted model, not a curated record. NCBI's taxonomy places the organism in Eukaryota, Metazoa, Chordata, Actinopteri, Synbranchiformes, Synbranchidae. The transcript is spliced from 17 exons.